UUCGCCUUACCUUGCCAUAUCAAUGUCUUGAUUGUUCUUAAUAUCACAAUGUCCCAUACCCGUAAUAGUGUAGUGUCUCUAAGUCUUAUACCAAGUCUUAUGAGCAGAUACAACAUGAAGUAGCUUUGUGGAGGAGAAGCAAAGGGGUGAGGGUUAAGACUUAGUAAGUCUGGGGUAGCCGGGUAGGUGUAGGAGACUAGGAGUGCAGUAAAGGCUAACGCAACAUAGUUAGUUACGGAAUAACCAUGCCGAAAGCAGAGAUAUUGAACUCGUGACCCUUUGUUAGUUGUUCCCUUUGGACCCCAUACUCUAUGCUUCUUAUCCACUAGUUCGAUUGUAGAUCACGAAAGCUCUCCGAUGAUGCUUGAAGAAACCACAAAUUUUCAUUUUCAAUGGGAAGGAAAAACACGGGUUCUAGAAAAAGAUUGAUCAUAAGAAAUUACUCCAAACUUUAUUGUUGAACUCCAAAGAAUAUGUUGAGGUUUUGUUGCUAGCUGGUUUACUGUUUACCAUCCUUUCUGACUAGUACAUGUGUCUGUCUCUGCUCUCAAGAAAUCUGAAAUGAGUUUUGGAGGUCGUGUCUGUAUUUGUUGAGGACAAAGAAUUGUUUGGGUCUUAAUUUCUUACUCUUUAAGCACAUUGAUCAAGUGUUUGUAUUUUUUUACCAACCUAUUCUUUGUCUGGGUGUUAUUUGGUCCAUUUGGCCUUUGUGCCAUUUGAUAUUGGACUUGCCUAUGCCAAUUUUGGUGGCUCUGAGUGAGAUAUAAUCAUAUGAUUCUAGUGGCGUAGUGUAUCCUCCGUUGAGGAGUAUCUAUUGUGUAAGCCUUUAUGCUGUCUUGAACUUCACGGUUAUCUAUUAGCCCCCACGAUCUUUCUCACAGAGUAUAAGUUGGUGAGGAAAAACUCUACAAAGUAGAAACCCCUAACAUAAGUCAUUAUUUGGUAAAAGGAUGUAAAGAAUGCAUAUGGUUUCCCUUUAUCGUUGAGCUUUUCAUUUGGUUCAAUACCAGGUUCAAGUUUCCUUUGAAUGGGUUUCCAUGCUUUGUUACCAUGCGCACACUGGCCUGCUAAACAAGGUAUUGGGGUUGAAAAGAUGAUCUGCAAUCCCAACCCGCCUUUGUGGGGCUGAGGCCCUUAGGAUCUGUUAAAAUGAUUGUGGAAUUCAAGCACAGAAAAGAGGGUUGGGAUAUUUAGAGGCGGGUACAUUAUCUAGAAUGGAAGAACUUGAGAAUUAACGAAGAAGCAAUAAAGUUAGGGAGCAGGAGGGAGCAUUUUACAAAGCCAUUUGAAUUCACAUCUGAGCAGAUAUGCACAUUCACUGACAUGUUUGACAAAAGAAACUUAAUUGGACCAACUCAAUUUGGUGAGGUUUAUCGAGGAAAGAUCUGUGAAGGCAUGUCUGGAAGCAAGGCAAAAAAUGUGAUUGUGAAGAGAUGGGAUGAAAAAUCAGAUCCUCUUGUUGGAAAGGAUGAGUAUCUCAUGGUUAAGGAAGAGGUAAUGUUCCUGACAGAUGCCAGUGUGGUUGAUCACCCAAACUUGGUAAAUGUGAUUGGUUACUGUUGUGAUGAACAAGUAAGGGGUGUUGUGUAUGAUCUUGAUCCAGUGGACACGUUGCAUAACAUGAUGUUGAAAGACGAUUUCACUUGGCUACGGAGAAUUAAAGUUGCCCUUGGUUUUUUACGCCUCCUUGAGUUUCUACAUGGUCAUGAUAAGCCUUACCUGGUUUUUAAUAUUGACGCUUGUCAUAUAAUGCUUGAUCAGGAAUUCAACCCUAUACUAUUUGACUUUGGACUGAUGAGUGGAGGCAUUAUUGGUGAACUAAGUUAUCCAAAAAAGUUUAUAUACAUGUCUCUAGGCUAUGUCGAUCCAUUUUUUGUUGAUACAGGUAUGCGGCACGACCUAUCCUGUGAUGUAUUUUCAUAUGGUGUUAUCCUGAUCGAAUUGAUAGCCAAAAUAGCUAUUGAUCUGGAAAAGUCGGUGAAACUAAUGGAUCUGCCAGAUGAGCGGGCAAAACUUGUAUACAAGCCUGGUUUUUCCCUUGUCCAGGAAAGUUUGGAGAAAGACCCGGGUUAUGACGCUACUGAUGGUCCCAUGAUCUCAAAUCUGGCGAUGCGUUGUGUGGAAUAUUUUCCGGAGAAUCGCCCAACUAUGAAGGAAGUUGUAGAGCAGCUAGAGGGUUUGCGAGUUGUUAAACUUCAUGGUGAUGGAUUAGGCCCGUCGAACUGAGUUUCGGCUGUCUACUACUCAGAUACCAUGGCAACAAUUUAGACACAUGAUUUUGCUAACCGAACGAAUACGGAUUUUAGGAGCUUCCAUUCAUUUACUUUUGGUGGUUGUGUAUAUGCAUAUUUCCGUUGAUUGCUUGAUAUAUGGUUCUACUAUGAAGCUUAUUGUGGGUGACAUGCACAAAAUUUGUAGUAACUCUAAUUCUGCAUUAUCAAGUUGACGGUUUAGACUUGA
This is a messenger RNA of Rhododendron vialii, 2460 nucleotides long. RefSeq names its product serine/threonine-protein kinase RIPK-like. Gene Ontology annotation, molecular function: protein kinase activity; ATP binding. The record is from RefSeq and is a predicted model, not a curated record. Lineage: Eukaryota; Viridiplantae; Streptophyta; Magnoliopsida; Ericales; Ericaceae. The transcript has 6 exons. Bases 1324 to 2226 code for a protein of 300 amino acids. Gene Ontology annotation, biological process: protein phosphorylation.